This is a messenger RNA of Paramacrobiotus metropolitanus, 1460 nucleotides long. Its product is annotated as tRNA (adenine(58)-N(1))-methyltransferase catalytic subunit TRMT61A-like. The transcript has a single exon. Gene Ontology annotation, biological process: tRNA methylation. Gene Ontology annotation, cellular component: tRNA (m1A) methyltransferase complex; nucleus. The record is from RefSeq and is a predicted model, not a curated record. The coding region runs from base 427 to 1326 and encodes 299 amino acids. Lineage: Eukaryota; Metazoa; Tardigrada; Eutardigrada; Parachela; Macrobiotidae.
CCGGCGCACCGUAGGCGCACGGCUGCCAACCGCCACAGGGUACCAUCCUGGCGAGAAUCGUCAAUGGCUGCAACAGACCAGCAACGCUACGGCCACAGUCUGAUAUAAAUUCAUACAAUACGUAUAUAUAAAUUCAUGUACGGUGACUAUGUACCAGAUACCUUUAAUAGGCGACCGCUUUGGGUAGACGGUCAAGCAACUUGGAAACAUGCACUCGAGUCUUGACUCGGACUGGUUGCGAAAUCACACACCUUUUAAAUUUUUCGCUCGACUUUCAAGACUUUUUUCGGUUUUGUCUCCUUAAAAUUCAUUCGAAAGCUUUGUUUAUGACUUUAUGACUCUCUUGUUCUCGCAAAUAUUUAGUUUGACUUUAUUUUUAACGGACGGUUACGAGCCUUAGCCCAUAGCGUAGCAAAUUCUAUCACCAUGAGCAUAUUAAACACGAACGACACCGUCUCCGAAGGCGAUACCGUUAUUGUGCACGUGGAUUUCGCGACACUACUCUCCGUGCGCGUUGAUCCCACGGUCCGCGAACCGACCGUCCAGACGAAAUACGGUGCGAUCCCGUAUAAAAACCUCAUCGGGCACAAGUACGGCACCAAGUACCAUUGCAAAAAGGGUUAUGUUUUUAUCCUCCGAGCCACGCCGGAACUGUGGACGAAGACCCUGCCAUUUCGCACGCAGAUUCUGUACUUGCCCGAUAUCAGUAUGAUCAUCAUGCAUCUGGACCUCCGACCUGGCUGCAUGGUGGGCGAAUCGGGUACGGGAUCUGGGUCCCUCUCGCACACUAUCGCCCGCACCAUUGCGCCUCACGGACAUCUGUACACCUUUGACUACCAUGAUCUUCGUGUACAGCAAGCGGAGAAAGAAUUCCUCCAACACGGCCUGAAUCAUGUUAUCACGGCCCGCAAAGCCGACGUGUACGCCGAGGGCUAUCUAGAGCUGGACGGUAUUCUCGAUGCCAUCCUGCUGGAUCUUCCGCGACCGUGGGUGGCGGUGCCAAAAGUCAAGAAGGCGCUGAAAAGAAGUUGUGGCGGAGCGCGCAUAGGCUCGUUUUCACCGUGUAUUGAGCAGGUGCAGCGGACUUGUUUGGCAUUGAAGCAGGAAGGUUUUGCGGAUAUUGUCACCCUGGAGUGCUUGAUGAGACCACUGGAAGUUAAAGCAAUUACGGUGAACUGUUGGAAUGAGCCCAAAGAGCCAGAGGCCGCAGCGGAAGGUGGAAAGCCGUUGAAAAGUCCGUUUUCGCAGACGACGUUCCCGGCAACGAUUGUGCCGGGAGAUGUUCCCGGUCAUUCCGGAUAUCUUACCUUUGCAUCUUUAUUUUAGGUUUUAGAUAACUGUUAAGUAUAGAUUUGUUUUUAAAAGUUCACCGUUACUGAAUCCAUGGUUGCUGCCUUUUUUUGGAGCCUUUGAAUGCUUUUUUUUGCGAAUGAUCGUAUGUUUUGAGCUGUGUUUAUGCC